Molecule: messenger RNA, 3598 nt
Organism: Schizosaccharomyces cryophilus OY26
Lineage: Eukaryota; Fungi; Ascomycota; Schizosaccharomycetes; Schizosaccharomycetales; Schizosaccharomycetaceae
Product: F-box/WD repeat protein Pof1
Exons: 1
Coding region: 1532-3184 (550 amino acids)
Molecular function (GO): protein binding
Source: RefSeq, a predicted model, not a curated record
CUUCUUCUCCCAUGUAUUAUCUUCAGGAAUAAGAAAUGAAGAGCAAAUGUGCCAGAUAGGGGAGAUUCAAAGAGGCGAGUAAAUAGCUGAUAGCCAGCUUGUUUAUCGUAAAGAAAUAAAAGUAUAUAUAUAUAUAUAUAUAUAUUUUUUAUGACUAGUCCUUUACACUUUAUCCUAUCAUACUUUCUUUUAGUUUAUAUUGUAUUUUAAUUUGGUAUUUUCUUUCGCUUCUGAAACAAAACCAACGACGGUUUGAAUUGCAGUCAAGAUUAUGCUCUCCACUCUAUUCGUUCGUGUAUUCCAAGAAGCCCCUCUCCAAGUAUGAACGCUUAGUUUCUCUCACAUAAGCAUUUAGCUUUUUCUAUCCGUACUUUUGCCGAAGGGGGCGAAACGCUCAUCUCAUACAGAAGCACGCAUUGCCCCUUCGCGUGAUAGAAAACUUAUGCUGUAUGAUUAACACAUGCGGCAAUCGAAAUAACGCCCACACCCAUUGCGACUUCUUUUUUUUGAAUCUCAGACUCAACUUGAAUUAAGUGCUCAUUUAAAAACUUAAUUUAGCACUUUACGUAAUUCGAAUGCACGUCUGCGAAUUUUAGGUGUACUAUGUUGAUGAGCUUCUAUCAACGAUUGCUAAAUUACCAAUCAUGGAAUUCGCUAUCAUUAGAUGCCUUUCGUUCAAUCAUAUUCGCACCUAUCAAUAAUUUAAUCGUGCUUAAUUGCGACGUUUGUUACUUCUAAGAGGAAUUUCUGCAAUGAAAUCCACGGAAGAUUGUGCAAUUAUUUGACUUUUUUCAAAACGAGGUGACGCUUUGAAGUGACCGACAAAAUUUGACAGCAUUUAUGUUACCUUACCCUUUUAAAAGAGUCCCAGGAGGCAACAAUGUUACUGGGAUCACUCAGUGUUGGGGAAUGCCGAUUGCUUGAUUGUUACCUAUCAUGUCAGGCAACAACGAGAUUAUAUACAACUCGAGUUCGGCUCAAAUUCUCUUGAUCCAUCAUCCACUUUCAGCAUUUUGGACUAUCGGGUUAUACAAAUUAAUUGAUUUGUGGAUUAUUCCUGAAAACUUCCUUCAUCUUACUUGAAAAGAUUUAUUAAAUCUUGCAUUUACGGUUUUGCUCUGUAAUAGGCAAGACGUAUCUGUUUAAAAAGAAGUCUGCCAAAGUCCAAGCUUGUAUUCCCCAAUUCAGUUUUUUUUUCGUUGAGUUUUUCUUUGUGGAAGGAAUUUGAUUUCGACUAAUCACUUUGAACCUGUGAAAUACUAAUAAUUAUCGAAUUCUGUUUCUAUUUUGUUUUGUUGCAGGCAAAUAAACUGAUCCUUGGAAUCUUGCCUUCUUUGUAUUGUGAAUGAUUGGGAUUGAUAGAGAUACUUAAAAAAGUUUCUUUUAUUUUAUUCUAUCAUAUCAAUUUUUUACGGAUCCCAAUUAUCAAGUAUCCUUGUAGUGGUAUCUUCUCCAAACAUCCGAUAGCCUCCGAGUUGUUGGAAUUAACGGUUUACGAACAAAAGAAGAAAUAUUACCAUUAAUUCUCUUUAUGGAAAAAGUCAACGAGGAUCUGGUAAAGCUCGAUGAUACAGGCCGUCGUCGAGUGAAUACAAUUUGCUCUACAUUUUCAGACGCCUCUAUACAAGAACGAAAAGUUGCCUUAGAAAAUAUACUAAAUCGCUGCUGUCCUUCUUUGCUAUCCUUUGCUUCCAGUACCCUAGAUACCCUUGUCCGUCUUGACUUCCUUUCAAUUCUCCCUCCUGAAAUCUCUUUCCGUAUUUUAUCCUUUUUAGAUGCUCGCAGCCUAUGUCAGGCUGCUCAGGUUUGUAGGCAAUGGAAGGAGCUUGCUGAUGACGAUAUUAUAUGGCAUCGUAUGUGCGAGCAACAUAUCAAUCGAAAAUGUGAAAAAUGCGGCUGGGGUUUACCUUUGUUAGAACGAAAGCUCCUCUACGCUACCAAGGCAUCUAUCCAAAAACGCUAUGAUACUCUUACUAAACGAUGUCAUCCAGAUAGCAAUACAUCCGGUAUUUCCACAAAGCGACUGCGCACCGAACCCGCUCCCUUAAUUGAUUCGUCAGCAGCCCUCGAAAAGCAUAAUUCUUUGCCCGAGUUUUCAGAGAAAGCUUCCUCGCCUCCUUUAAAAACACGUCCGUGGAAGGAAGUAUAUGCAGAGCGCUGUCGAAUUGAGUGUAAUUGGCGCCAUGGUCGAUGUCGUCAGGUUAUAAUAAAUGGACACAAUGAUGGAAUCAUGUGUUUGCAGCUUCAAAGGAAUGUUUUAGCUAGUGGAAGCUAUGAUGCGACUGUUCGCCUUUGGGACCUUACUACAUUUCGCCAAAUCGGUCUUUUAGAAGGUCACAGCGGUGGCGUUACCUGCUUACAAUUCGAUAAAUGUAAGCUAAUUAGUGGGUCAAUGGAUAAAACCAUUCGAAUUUGGAACUAUCGUACCGGCGAAUGUAUAUCUACUUUACACGGGCACACCGACACCGUUCUCUCCCUAUCUUUUGAUUCCACACUUUUAGUGUCGGGCAGUGCAGAUCAUACCGUAAAGCUAUGGCAUUUUACCGGAGGAAAACGUAUUACUUUAAGAGGUCAUACGGGGCCAGUGAAUUCUGUGCGUAUCCAUCGCGAGUUAGGUCUCGUUUUCUCCGCAUCGGAUGACUGUUCAAUUAAAGUGUGGUCUCUAGAAACAAAUAUGUGUUUAUACACUUUCAAUGCUCACAUAGGACCUGUCCAAAGCUUAGCGUUGACAGGCAAUCGGUUGUUCUCUUGUGCUUUAGAUGGUACAAUUAAACAAUGGGAUAUUGAAAAGUGGAAAUGUGUUCACACUUUGUUUGGUCAUAUAGAGGGCGUAUGGGAGAUUGCUUCGGAUCAACUACGUCUUGUCUCUGGUGCACAUGAUGGAGCAGUCAAAGUCUGGGAAGCUUGUCAAUGUGUUCAGACGCUGAGAAGUAAUUCUGGACCUGUGACUUCUGUGGCUUUGGGAGAUUGCGAGGUAAUAAGUGGCUCAGAGGAUGGAAAGAUUCAUCUAUGGUUAUUUAAUAACUUGAUCGAUGACGCUAACAGUUUUAAAAUAUGUCCAUCCACUAUUAAUAAUGCCAAUGAUUCCAUUGUGCGUAGUCCCACAGCAAUAAUCCAGACUGUGCCUGAUGAGCAUAAUGGUUACUCAAUAUCUGAAGUUCCCGCUGAUGUUGUUGGUUUUUAGCGUGAAUGAUUAAUUUGAAUAUCCAGAAGGCUGAGCUUAUGGAAAAAAAGAUCAUAUGUUAUGGUAUAUGUUUACUUUCUUUUGUUGCUUCGUGUGUGAUCUAUAAUUUGCAAACAUUUCAUUCCCAAAUGAUUAUGUUCCUAAUCUAUUCUAUAUAAUGUCGUUCAUUUGUUGCUUUAGACAUAAUUGUUUUACUUGCUUUUGCCAUUUUAAUGCUGUCUAUACUUUAUGUUGGUUGACUCUUCAACAUUCUAUUAUUUAUUUGGAAGAGUCGAUUAUGUUGUUUGUCAUUAUAAUUUUAUUUUAUUUCAUUUUCCUUUUUAUCUGUUUUGGUAAGCACGAGUCUGUAUUUUAAUUGCUUUUUUUAAUAAAAUCAUAGAAAUUUAGACCUAUAAAAGAAACACUGUAAGGUGC